AUGGCCAGCAACCUCAUCGUUCUUGGCGACGCCGAAAUCCGAGAUCUUCUCAUAUCUCUGCCCAAAGAUGAAGUCCUUCAGUUCAAGAAAGCUCUAGAAAACAUCCUCAUUGACUUCUCUGUCAGAGGUGAAGGGAAAUACCAGCCAACACCAGACUUCGUCAAUCGACCGAAUGGGCAAAAGACUCUCUUCCGCACAUUCACUUCUCCAGACUAUGUAGGCACAAAGAUCGUGGUUACGCCAGCUCCAAUCAAGGGCGCAGAUGGCAACACGGUGAAUCGCCCACUUGGAGGACUUUUGUCUUUAUGUGAUUCAGCGGGUGUGCCGACGGGUAUACUCAAUGCAGCUGAGCCCACGGGCUACCGAACAACACUUUCUGCUCUGAUCCCGUGGACUUGGAGAAAGAAUACCGAGAACAUUGUGAUCUUUGGAGCGGGGAAGCAAGGGCUUUGGCAUACUCGUCUUGCAUUAGCUCUGAGGGGUUCCGAGAUCAAAAGGAUCACCAUUGUGAACCGGUCUGUAGGCCGUGCGAAGGAUUUGGUCAAGACAGUUACAGAAGAAAACCAAAAGUACUGGAAGUCUUCUGCCACUCUGGAUGUUCUGGAUCCUGCUCAAGCUGAUUACGACGAGGCUCUGGCAUCUCUCUUAUCAUCAGCUGACGCAGUGUUCUGCACAGUUGGUUCAACAAGCCCAUUGUUCCCUCUCAAGACAAUAUUGGGUGACGGUCAACGAAGCAGAUUACCCUUCGUCGGCGCCAUAGGUUCAUGGCAAGCCGAUAUGAUUGAACUCGACCCAGAAAUGCUUCGCCAUGCUGCCUCUCGCGACGACUCAUACAGCCCUCACGGUACGGAAGGCAGUAUUCUUGUUGACGAUCUAGAAGAGGCAAUGGUCAAGUCUGGAGAAGUGAUACAGAGCGGUCUCAAGGGUGAGAGAUUGCUUCAAGUUGGAGAGAUCUUGGAUUGGCUAGAUGACGGGUCUGACAGGAAGCCUGAAGGAGGCGUUGAGAAGUUGAAGAAGUGGAUUAGUGAAGGCUUCGUCGUGUAUAAGGGCAUUGGUGUGAGUGUCACAGAUCUCGCCGCUGGAAACGCCAUCCUGGAUCUUGCUAGGAAGAGAAAUGCUGGAACGACUAUCUCUGACUUUUAG
Messenger RNA from Fusarium proliferatum ET1, 1143 nucleotides. RefSeq lists its product as uncharacterized. The record is from RefSeq and is a predicted model, not a curated record. Gene Ontology annotation, cellular component: cytoplasm. NCBI's taxonomy places the organism in Eukaryota, Fungi, Ascomycota, Sordariomycetes, Hypocreales, Nectriaceae. Bases 1 to 1143 code for a protein of 380 amino acids. The transcript has a single exon.